Molecule: messenger RNA, 4486 nt
Organism: Corticium candelabrum
Lineage: Eukaryota; Metazoa; Porifera; Homoscleromorpha; Homosclerophorida; Plakinidae
Exons: 3
Coding region: 114-4217 (1367 amino acids)
Molecular function (GO): protein binding
Source: RefSeq, a predicted model, not a curated record
CAUCUACACGUGGUCGUUGCAACGCGUAUCGGGCAGUGUCAGUAUUCGUGAGAUUAUGGAAAAUGCCAAUGUUUUAGAGGCAAUGAUGUAAUGAAUAAGUUAGUGUGUUCGAGAUGGAACGAAAUGUCGCUGAAGCUGCACGGAAAGGACAGUGGGAUAAGGUUGUAGGAUUGGUGGAAGGAGGAGGGAACGUGAAUGAUGUGGCUGAAGAGUUGAGAAGGACAGCUCUACACUAUGCUGUCAUUUUCCGUGAUAUGAAAACUUGUUUGUUCUUGCUGUCACGAGGUGCGAACGUCAAUCAGAAAGACGAGAAUGGAGAUACACCGCUUCAUAGGCAUAUCCCUGCUUUCGGCAUUUACCUUAGGAGUUGGAAUGCCGAUAUCGUAGACAUGUUAAUAGAUCACAAGGCCGAUCGUACUUCUGUAAACAAUAAAGGUGAAACUCCUCUUUUCGUCGCUCUUGCUAGGUAUGACAAGUAUAGCGUGCCUGUGUUGAAAAUUCCAAUUGCUGAUGUGUGUCGACCACUAGUAACAAAUGCCACUGUGAAUAUAGCAGAUCAUCAUGGUAAUCAUCCUUUACACAUUUCAGCUAAGAUUGGUUGUAUUGAGGUUGUUCAGCUGUUACUGGAUUAUGGAGCUCAUACACAUGUGUUGAAUGAAGAUGGACAAACACCACUACAUACAGCAGCUCGUGAACACAACAACUGUCCUGAAUUGUGUUCUAUUUUACUAAAGCAUAAUGUGAAGAUUGACGCAGUAGACAAGGAUGGCAACCAUGCACUACACUUGGCAUGUAAUCGAGGUCAUUUUGCAACUGCAAAUAUAUUGCUAUCUCAUGGAGCUGAUGGAGCUGUUCUAAACAAGCAACAAAGAAGCCCUUUACAUUUGACAAAUGAAGCUAUAUUGGGGGAGCAAGCUCUUUUGGCAUUGCACGAGGACGUUGGUAGAGCAUAUGGUGAUCAUACUUUGCACAUAGUAGCUAGAAAUGGUGAAAAUGAUGCUGUGCAGCUGUUAGUGAAUUGUGGAGCAGAUGUAAAUGCAUUGAAUGGAAAUAGACAAACACCACUACAUACAGCAGCUGGUGGAAAGAAAGACUAUCCUGAAUUAUGUUUUAUUUUACUAAAACAUAAUGCCAAGAUUGAUGCAGUGGAUGAAGAUGGAAAUCAAGCACUACACUUGGCAUGUAAACAAACUAAUAUGAGAAUAAGCUCUCUGUUGCUUUGUAAUGGAGCAGAUGCAAAUGCUUUGAAUAAAGAUGGACAAACACCACUACAUACAGCAGCUGGUGGAAAGGAAGACUGUCCUGAAUUGUGUUCUAUUUUACUACAACAUAAUGCCAAGAUUGAUGCAGUUGAUAACAAGGGCAACCAGCCAGUAGACGUGGCAAUGCUGAAUGGGCACUCUUUAAUCUAUGUUACAUUGGACACUGAAUCUCUUUUACAAUCAGAUCGAGAAGACGAAGCAUCUCACAAAAGUGAGUGGCUCAAAUUGGUGGCCAAGUCACUAACUGGUGAAGCUGUUGGAUUCACAGCAAAAUCAUCUGAUACUAUUGCCACCUUAAAGCAGCAAUUGCAAACCAAGGGCAACCCAUCAUCAUGGGAUCAACUGAUUGUGUAUAAUAAGAAGCAACUACACGAUGAGCAAACAUUGGCUGAUGCAGGAGUAACAGAUGGAACAAUACUGAACGUCGUUCUUUGUCCUCGUGGUGUGACAGGCAUGGGAGCUGAUGCAGGUGAGUUAUUUGUUCGAGCAUUAUCACAAGGAGCAGUUGAAAUAAGUCGAGUCAAGAUUGUCAUUGCUGGCAGAGACAGAACAGGGAAAACGUCAUUUAAACGAUCUUUGCUUAAACAGAAGUUUCAGACAAGUGAACUAAGCACACCUGUUGCAGUGGCAGAGUUGGCAGUGUGUGAAGCAUCAAACUGGAUUUUCGUGAGUGACAAGGGCAAAGAAUUUCUAGACAAACAAAUAGCUAGAGCAGCAGUUCAUGCAUCAUCUGUUUCUAGUGAAAAUGUUUUAGGUGGUGAAGAUGUCAACAACUAUGACAAAGAAAGUACAGAUUAUGGUGGCAGAGAAUCUACAUCAACUGAUAUUAGAGAAAGCAGCAGGGACGUUGACGAACUUGAUGAAGCAAGUGAUACUAGAAAAGGAAGUGUGAACACAGACAAACUUGAUGAAGCAACAGUUCUAACUGAAGGUAUUGCUCGCGCUAUUACAGAUUUCCAAAGUGAUCCUGACCUCCUAAAGGACGAAGAUUGUAAAGUUCACAUUACCAUUUGGGAUUUGGGAGGUCAGGAGCCACUUCUUCCUGGUCAAGGAGAAGUGAUCACACCAGGAUGUGUUGUUUGUGUUGUAUUUGAUUCAUCAAAGUUCCUAGGUGACAAGGCCAAGUCUUUCUAUCUCCCAUUUGGUACUUCAGACCCAAUUCCCAUUGACAACCACUGGAUAGAGACUAACUAUGAUUCUGUGGCUUUAUGGGCAUCCAUGACAUUUUUGGCAGGAGAUGAUGGAAGUUGUGAAGGCCUUUCCUUUGGUCAUCACAUCGGGAUGUCCAAAGAAUGUGCAUCACCAGUUAUGUUGUUGAUUGGAACACAUGCCCAUUGUACCAAUUCAAAAAUGCUCCAGAAGCAGAAUGAAUUUCUGUCUAAAAUGUUUUGUAAUAAAGCAUUUCAAGAGCAUGUCAUUCGACCAUCUAACCAGGUUAAUGAUUGGUUCUUUUGUGUUGAGAAUUCAGUGUCUGAUCCUAACAGUCCAAGUGAAGAUGCAGGUGUGAGUGCAGUAAAACAACUCAUUGAAGAGCUUGCACGUGAUGUGUCACCCAAACUUUUAAUACCAGCCACUUGGUCAGUUCUAGAAAAGAUUCUCGAUUCUUUAGAACAAAAGUUAGGCAGUGCUCUUUCCAAUGUCAAUGUUAUCAUGCCUUUUGCCUAUCGAUUGUGUCGUAUGUCAGAAGAGAAAGAAGUUCGUGCUGCUCUGGCAUAUUUAGAUGAAGCUGGAUCAGUAAUUUAUCCUCAGAAAAGCAAGAAGCUGAGGAACACAAUCGUCACUAAACCAAGCUGGAUGUUUAUGGUUUUCUCAGUUGUGGCAUCUGUCACUACUUGUCCUCCUCCCUUAUUGAGUGAAGAUUGGGAUCGAGUGCGGCAAGUAGGGAUCGCUUCUUGGAAACUCAUUCAUCAUCGUCUGAAAAAAGCAGGAGUGAAGUCAGAAGAGUAUGAAGAUGUGCUCAAUCUCUUGAAUUACUUUUUCAUUAUUUGUCCCAAACCUUGUUUGACUCAACCAUUGCCUUUAUAUUCUUAUGAAUCAGAAUACUUUGUUCCAUGUUUGUUAGAAGUUGAGGUUGAGUCGAAAAGUUCAUAUGCAGCUGUCCAAUCACCUGCCGAUCAACCAAUGUCACUGAUCAUUUCGUCUCAUAAAAUUGAGUUUAUUCCCGAGCAGCUGCAUUUUAGGCUGAUGACGUGUUGCAUUGAGAAAUAUUCUGAUGAACCAAUGUUGACACGCAAUCGCUCUGUAUAUAGAGUUGAGAAAGAUGUCAAGUUGGAAGUGAUUUAUCACUUGAAGAAAUAUAUCAUUGUCACGAUUGACACACAACGGCCACUUCAUGAAAUUGCAUCUCUGUGUACAGACAUCCGUCUGUUUAUCACUGAAAAGUUGCAUGAAGUGAAGACACCAGGGUUGUCUCGUUUCCAGUUUUCAUUGAAUAUUCAACAUCCCGGACCAGCCAUUCCUGUAGGUGCCAGCAGGUUGGUAUGUAUAGACAAGUAUGCACCAAGUGAAGACACAACAUUGAGAAGAAACAUCAGCAGAGAUGAUCUUAGUCUGGAUCACAAUGAAAGAAGUUCGUUAGACUGUUGGUUUUAUGACCAUAGAGAUGCUGAUGUAUCAGGAAAAACACAACAACAGUCACUGACAGUGCAGGCAAACAGCAAGUGUACAGCUGAUGAUAUUGUGAGGAUAGCUGAGAAAGUAUGUCCUUCUUGGAAAAAGCUUGUGUUGAACUUGUCAGCUGAGUUUUUCAUAGACAAGACAGAGAUAAUCGAAAAGGACAACAGAGACGAUUGCCACAUACAAGCUGUAAAAGCGUUGCGUAUGUGGACUAAUGAAUUUGGCGACAAAGCAAACCAGGCAGCAAUGAUCAGGGGAUUAUGUACGAUUGGCUGCAGAUUUCAGGCUGUAGAAGUUUUCAGCCACAAUGUGGUAGAGCAUGUUUGCCCAUCCAAAUGACUGUCUUGUCUGCACUUGUAGGGCAGAGAUCACUUGUUACAGAAUUGAACGUUAGAGCAGUUUUAUGUUGACUUUAUUUAUUGACUAAAAAUUUUAGUCGUUGACUUGUAUUGCUGCCAGUUUACGUAUGUAUAUGGUAAAUCUGUUUAGCAUCGUUAGUGCAUAUGGUAUUUGCAAUAAUUGAAUUUCCUAAAUUAAAAAAUUUUAGUGCUGGAAUUGUUGCUUGCAUUUCAAUCAAAACAGUGACUUGAAUACUAAAGUUGUUACAA